Molecule: messenger RNA, 2281 nt
Organism: Stegastes partitus (bicolor damselfish)
Lineage: Eukaryota; Metazoa; Chordata; Actinopteri; Pomacentridae
Gene: tspan31
Product: tetraspanin 31
Exons: 6
Coding region: 157-795 (212 amino acids)
Cellular component (GO): membrane
Source: RefSeq, a predicted model, not a curated record
CUCCCGGACGUCAGCAGACGUCAGCGGUCCUCCCUCUCCGCUGUUGUGUCCAGACAUCACCGCCGCUCACAGCCGGACAGCAGAGCCUCUUUUCAGUCUUCUUUCUACCGCCGGACUCCGCCGUAAUAAAAAAAAAAAAAAAAAGGUUUUUCGAAUAUGGUCUGCGGCGGCUUCACCUGCUCCAAAAAUGCGCUUUGUUCCCUGAACGUGGUUUACAUGCUGGUCGGGCUGCUGCUGAUCGGAGUGGCAGCAUGGGGGAAGGGCUUCGGCCUGGUGUCAAGCAUCCACAUCAUCGGAGGGGUCAUCGCGGUGGGCGUCUUCCUGCUGCUCAUCGCCAUCGUGGGACUCAUCGGAGCCAUACACCACCACCAAGUCAUGCUGUUCUUCUACAUGGUGAUCUUGUUCAUCGUGUUCCUGUUCCAGUUCGGCGUUUCGUGCUCCUGCUUGGCGAUGAACCGUGGGCAGCAGGAGGUGCUUCUGAAGUCUGCCUGGGGAAUGUUGGAGAACAAGACCAAGACGGACCUGGAGAGCCAGCUGAACUGCUGCGGGCUGCUCAACGUCACCGGCAGCUACGCGCAGUUUGAACAGGACGUGCGAAGCUGCCCCUCUCCGUGCACAAAGGAAGGUGAGUGUCUGACCUGCGGGGAGAGGAUGUUGAAUCAUGCGACAGAAGCUCUGAAGAUCCUCGGGGGCGUCGGACUCUUCUUCAGCUUCACAGAGAUCCUGGGAGUCUGGCUCGCCGUGCGCUACAGGAACCAGAAGGACCCGCGAGCGAACCCGAGUGCUUUCCUAUAGUCUGGUCCCCCGUCGUCGGUGCAGCAGAUGCAGUUUCAACACACUGGUACAAAACACAGCAAAAUCAUGCACACGUAGAGGCCGACACUCAGGCUCACAAACACAACCACCGAACCACUAAAACAACACCGAACGGACGAGCGCACGAAGCACCCGACAGAGAAACCCUUCACCUGAGAAACAACCUGUCCAGACAUCCGGAGCUCAACCCGGAACACCCGGACACUCGUGUAUGAAAGGACGACUCGCGACAAAGGCCUCGAUUCGAGUUCCAGGUUUCCCGAUUGCGGCCCCGCUAUCUCUGCAUGACGCCCGCACAGACCGACCUCGUUGAUCUCAUUCCACUACCAAAUGACUUGUGCGGCAAAAAAAAUAACUUGUAUGCACCUUGAAAUUGUUCCUCUUUAAUGUACCACGAAUAUACUCCUCUGGUCAGUGCCGUCAGUGAUGUAAUCAUGUCCAGCUGAGGGGGAGGAAGGAGACGACGACGCAUACUGGACAUGUGGUGUAAAGUAGUUUUUUGGAUUGUAUGUGUAUGUUUUUUUGUUUUUCUUUCCGGAUGCCACAAAUGCCAGGAUUAGGAUGUAGAUUUUGUAGGUAGUCGCUCGUUCCAAUAUUUAUGAACUGUAACUGAGCCAACUAACUCGUAACAGUCAGCGAUGCCGACGGACUGCAGCCUCCAUGUUGUACAUAAUCUUUAAACGCCGCCGCCGCCGCCGCCGUAGUUUCCACAGGGUGUUAGUUUUCCCGCCUCUAGCUCGGAGGCUUCGCUUUGCAGGCUCCGCCGGCCUCCGACCCUUCCCGUAAUUUAGACAUUUCCGUGACGUGGCUUAGUUUAGACUAGAGUGGGUUCAGGUACGUCUCGUUACCUCCUCCAUGUAACUGGAAGUAAAUCAAACAAAGUGCUGAAAUAAUCGAGUGAAUUUGGCCAAAACUGCUUCUCGCUGAUUUAGUUUUUAUAGUGUUAAUUGUGAGAAUGUGCGAUUUAUUCUUUUUUUUUUUUUUUUUUUUAAUAAUUUGUGAUUCCUUUGUGGAGUUAUUUUUUGUUCAUCAGUGUUAAAAAGCUUUGUAAAAAAAAAAUAAAACAAAAGAACUUGUUAAAUAUUUUCAGGAUCUAUUUAAGUUGUACGAUGCACACGAAGCAGAUGUUAUGUUGUAGUUUUAAUGCUUGACAUUUUGAAGUUUCCUGUCGAUAAAUAACUGCUCAUUAACUGUCUUUUAAGAUGUUUUUUUUUUCCUCUUUUGAACUGCUUUUAACUUAAAGGACUAACGAACUUGUAAUUACAUGUCUUACUUGAACUUGUCACCUUUUGCUGAUAUGGAUUUUUCCUGCUGCUGGUUCUCGUUGGUUUGAACUAAACUGAUCUUAAGCGUUAUUAUGCCAUAUAUCACACCUCACUUUGAAUUUGUGUGCACUUGUUAUUCAAAUGUAUCUUGAAUUUUUGAGACUUAAUUUUCCAAAUAAAAAAACCUCAAAUUAAACGUU